AUGGCUUCUUCACGUUGUGGUUCCGUUUCUCUUCUUGUUUCUGUCUUUUUGGCCAUAACGACACUUGCAUUGGGUGGGAAUUUCUACGAAGAUUUUGACAAUCUCUUUGGAGAUGUAAGGGUUGACAUAAAAGAUGCAGGGCAAAGCAUGACCCUCACCAUGGAUCAAUAUUCUGGCUCAGGCAUAGUGUCCAAGAACGAAUACCUGUUUGGACGAUUCGACAUGCAAAUCAAGCUUGUACCAGGAAACUCUGCAGGAACUGUCACAGCCUUUUACCUAAGCUCUCAAGGAGAAAACCAUGAUGAGAUAGAUAUUGAGUUCUUGGGAAACUUGACUGGUGACCCUUAUCUGCUCUCAACCAAUAUAUAUGCUAAUGGUGUAGGGGGUCGUGAGAUGCAGUACUAUCUUUGGUUCGAUCCAACAGAGGACUUCCAUACUUAUUCCAUUGAUUGGAACCCUAAUCGCAUUAUAAUCUUGGUGGAUGACAUUCCCAUCAGAGUUAUGUUGAAUAGAGCAAGCAUUGGUGUGGCUUUCCCAACAAGCAGACCCAUGAGGCUUUACACAACUCUUUGGAAUGGAGACUCUUGGGCAACAAGAUGGGGAGCAGUGAAGCUGGAUUUGUCAAAUGCUCCAUUCGUGGCAAGCUUCAAAAAUUUCAAUGCUAAUGCUUGCGUUGCAAAUCAAGGUGGUGCAAGGUGCAAGCGUUUCAAUGGUGGAAAAAGCAGUAUUCUUGGUCAAGAGAGCAAGAAGAAAAUGCAAGGGGUUCUUUCAAAAUGGGUCGUCUAUGAUUACUGCCGUGAUUUAAGACGUUAUGCACAUGGUCUCCCAUAUGAAUGCCGCAAGGAGAAUCAAUUCGAUCAAUUUCAAUAG
Sphenostylis stenocarpa is the source of this 870-nucleotide messenger RNA. The record is from the annotation of a GenBank genome assembly. NCBI's taxonomy places the organism in Eukaryota, Viridiplantae, Streptophyta, Magnoliopsida, Fabales, Fabaceae.